AUGGUAAUAAAGAAUACAAUUAUUACAGUACGCUAUGAUGAAUUAAAAAACCAGUCAACUGGCAAUAUCUUCCGCAUAUGGUGUUAUAGCAAAUACAAAAUUAAAAAUGUGCUUGGAAAAACAUUGUCAUUUAAAAACAGUUUUAAUUGACCUUAUUGGCAUUCAGUAAAACAAAUUGGUAAUUUGUACAAGGCCAAAGUUAGAGUUGACUUAAUUUUCUGAUGGUAGGAGAGGGUUCAUAUUUGUUGAACACCAACUUACACUACUAAAUAACAUUUUAAAUUUUCGGUUGAUAAAAUACCAAAUGAGCGAUAAGUUGAUGGAUGUGGUUUUAUUUGCCUUUAAAAUGUGACGGAUAAUAAAUUGAAACAAUAAUUGCUAAAUACCGUCACGUAACUAAGUUGUAAAUUGUAACUAACUAUGUUCUCUGUAAGUUGGACAUAAAGUUACGACUUAGUUUAUAGGCGUUUUGCUAAAAAUGGUUGUUACGAACACGGUAAUAUUGUAAACGAUGGGUACUUGAUGGUACGGUAUAUUUUGUAUCGUUGGCAUUACUGCAUGUGUUAUCGAUGAAAGAUACGAGAUAGUACAGCAGUAUCAGAUGCGAGCUAAAAAAUAUAUAUUAUCUUGAAUCAUGCCUGUGACAGCAACAAGCAGUGAUAACCGACAAGUAAAGCGAAUUGAAUAGUAAAUACUUGCAGGGGUCUCGAAUAAGUUGUGACAAUUGUAGUCAUCAUUCGGCAAUAUUUCUAUAGGUAUUAAAAAUAUAUGCUAUAUACAAGCUCAUAGUCUUAUUGUUAAUUUUACGGUCACAAACAUGUCCCAAUUGGACGCGAACAAAAACAGGCAGCAAAUAUUGGAUACUUGGAAAGAUGUGGUGGAUGACAAGACGCCGACCAACUGGGCCGUGUAUGGCUAUGAGGGUCCAACUAACAUACUUAAGUUUAUUAGCCAAGGAGAAGGGGGAAUCGAAGAAAUGAAAGAAGACUUAAAUAGCUCUAAAAUAAUGUAUGCAUUCUGUCGAGUGUUGGACCCAAAGACUAGCCUUUAUAAAUGUGUCCUAAUAAAUUGGCAAGGAGAAGGGGCGCCUAUUGUCAGAAAAGGAACUUGUGCUAAUCACAUUCGUGAUGUAUCUAACAUUUUAAAGGGAGCUCAUGUUACUAUAAACGCACGUAACGAUGAUGAAGUGGAUACAGAUAUUAUACUAUCUAAAGUUUCUAAGUCAUCGGGGUCAGUUUAUUCAUUUAAAGAAAGACUUGAUCAAUCUCAGCCGCAAGAGAAAAUUGGUACUUCUUACAAAAGAAUUCAACCUAAUUUAGAAAUAAAUUCAUCAGAAAGGGAUAAGUUUUGGGCAGCUGAAGAAGAAAAAGAAAAGUUAAGACAAGAAGGAGAACGGAAAAAAAAAGAACUAGAGCAGAAAAAAAUAGAGAAUGAAAGACUAUUGCGAGAAGAUGCUGAUAGAAUAAGAAGAGAUUCAAUAAUAAAUGAAGAAAUUCCAAAAACUGAAUCAAAACCUAUUGUUGUUGAAGCAGAACCAGAAAAACAAGAAGAUGUUAAAAUCGAACCUGCAAAACCUGAAUUAGUCACUGAAGAAAUUGUAAAUCAAAAUGAACAAAAUAAUGUUGAGGAAGAUUUAGGAAUUAAAGCUGAAGCAUUGUACGAUUAUCAAGCAGCUGAUGAUACAGAAAUUUCAUUUGAUCCUGGUGAUAUAAUUUGUCAUAUUGACAAAAUCGAUCAAGGCUGGUGGCAAGGUUUGAGCCCUGAUGGUACAUUUGGUCUAUUUCCAGCCAAUUAUGUUCAACUUCUUCCUUAAUGUAGUAUUAGGCACUAGAUUCUUUGUUCUCUUGUUUAUACCAUAAUAAUUACUAAUUAGUAUUUAUAUCUACGAUUUUAUUAUGAACUUAAAUUUUAAUUCAUUACAAUACGUAAUUGGUUGUGAAAACAUGUUUUAAUCAUGUUUAAGUUUUAAAUAUUUAAAAUCAUUGUUUUGGUAAUAAUUAAAA
This is a messenger RNA of Myzus persicae (green peach aphid), 2003 nucleotides long. It is a transcript of the gene Abp1, whose product is annotated as drebrin-like protein. The transcript has 7 exons. The record is from RefSeq and is a predicted model, not a curated record. Gene Ontology annotation, biological process: positive regulation of dendritic spine morphogenesis; regulation of actin filament polymerization; postsynaptic actin cytoskeleton organization. Lineage: Eukaryota; Metazoa; Arthropoda; Insecta; Hemiptera; Aphididae. Gene Ontology annotation, cellular component: actin filament; cortical actin cytoskeleton; postsynaptic density. Gene Ontology annotation, molecular function: actin filament binding. Bases 818 to 1813 code for a protein of 331 amino acids.